UCUCCCGCGUUUCUGAUUUCGUUUUCUUCGCCUAUACGGAACGUCGUCUUUGCGUUAUACACGUUGCUUUGAACAUAACCCUACAGUAACUCCGUCUAGCAUAAUUUUAGUUUUUCAAUGAGAAACGCCUUGAAUCGUCAUUGAACAGAAUUCGAGCAUUUGCCCAUUGACCGAUCAUUGAUUCCACAUUUCAUACUUGGCACCUGAAAACAUUAAUUUCCAAAUGAAGACCAAGGUAGACAAGAAGGGGAAGAAACGAUCUCUUAGCGAGACUUCUCUUCCCGCAAAGUCGGAUCAGAAGCCAAAGUAUGCUGUUAAAUCCAAGAACAGCCCCAAAAAGCCUAAACUUGCUGAUACUGCACGAAAUGGAAAGCUCGCGUAUAAGACUAAAGAGCGGGCGCUCAAAAAGAUCGCUGGUCCAUUAGAGAAACAGGCUAGGAGAGCAAAGCAAGAAAAUAGUGCUGCGAAAUCAUCGAAACAAGAAAUGAAAACUCAUGCGAAAGGAGAGACCAAAUUGGAGACCAAACUAGAGUUAUUAAAACAAAAACAAGCACGACGUGCGCUGACUAAGGAGAAACGAAAGCAAAAAGUAUACACUGACUUAAGUGUGGAACAAAUGAAAAGCAGAAUCGAAGCGAUCAGGGGCAGGGAAGUGUUGACGAAGACGGCGAAAAAGAAAUUAGCUAUAUUAAAGAGGAAAUUGAAAGCGAUGGGAUUUCCGUUAGAGGAAGAUGCAGUAGAACAGAAUGAGAAAAAAGUCGCAAGUCAGAAGGAAAGCGGUAAAAUGGUGAAAAAUAAAAACAAGAAAGCUGCAGGGUCUCCUAACGAUCAAAAGAAGAAAGAUGGGGAAAAGGGACUCGUUCUCUACGUGCAAAAUUUACCAGCUGACAUUACAGAAGACGAAAUCAAAGAGCUUUUCCUGACCAAGGUUGAUACAGUGACCAACAUCAAAAUUAAAAGUAAUAGAAAAACGUCAGCUGCCUCUGCAUUCGUGGAGUUGUCAAGUCGCGCGGAUUGUGUGAAAGGACUUUCGUUGUCUGACACGCUCGUAGAGGGUAAGAAGAUAACGGUACAAUAUUCACUCUCACCGCCUGCGUUUGGAGACACUGCAAAAUUAGGAGUUCAGAAACAAAAACUCCAGAGCAAAAAGGCGAAAAAUGAACCAGAGGAAGAUGAUAGCGAUCUUAUCGAAGAUGAGGGAGAUGAUGACGAAGAUGAAUCCGAUAUGGAGGAAGAAGAGGCCGAAUUUAUGGACAUGAACGAUUCUGAAGAAGAAAGUGACGAUGAUGAAGAUGACGAUGAUGAAAAAGUUGCACAUGGGAAGGAAAGCAAUAAAAAAAUGAAAACUAAGAAGGAAGCUGCGCGUCCUCUUACGGUGGCUGCGGUUAAAAAGUUAAAAGGAAAAUUCGUCGGUGGAGUCCAAAAAGGAAAAGAUCAGCGAAAAAAGGGAAGCAAAAUGGUAGGGCAAAAGCGUAAUAAAAUAGGUAGAAAUUAUUAACGCAAAUAUUGUGUUUACAAAAAUCAUUUGUUACAAGCACAAAUGGAAGUGCAAUUAUACAAAUGCAAACAGAAUUUUCGAUAAAUAUGAUACAAUUGUUUAUGUAAAAAGUAUAUUGUAUUUACUUUUUAUGAAAGAUCACUUGUCCCAUAUAAAAUAUAAUCAUAAAUAAAACCAUAAAUACAUAUAUAUAUAUAGACUAGAUAUCGAUUGAUCUCUUUCGAAACAAUAGGUUUGUUGCACCAUGUCUAUAUUAAUCAAUUAUGUAUAAAAAUUUACUAGUGUAAAAUGUACCAAUACUAACACUUAAAUCCUGAAAAAAAAUCCUGAGAAAAUCUAUCAAGAUUUUAAAUAUAUACAUAUAUGAUCUAAA
Molecule: messenger RNA, 1871 nt
Organism: Ooceraea biroi (clonal raider ant)
Lineage: Eukaryota; Metazoa; Arthropoda; Insecta; Hymenoptera; Formicidae
Product: DNA ligase 1
Molecular function (GO): RNA binding
Source: RefSeq, a predicted model, not a curated record